UAAGAUUACUAGGAGUUUAGCAGAGUCGCUUCGGGAAAAAGGUCAUGGAGCUCCAUUUUUUGGUGCUUGCGGUGCUCGGCGCCGUCGCAUUGUGUGGCCGUGCCGACAAGACGUGUGAGGAAUUAGGGUUCACUGGCCUCGCGCUUUGCUCCGACUGCGAUGCCUUCGCCGAAAUCGUCAAGGAUCAAGAGCUGGAAUUGGACUGUCGAAAAUGCUGCGCUGAAGAGAACGAGGAGUCGCUCAGCAAGCUUACUUUCUCUGGAGCUCGUUUGGAAGUUUGUAUGAGGAAGCUCAUGUUUUACCCCCACGUCCAGACCUUUAUCGAGAGCAAGCUGGAGAAAUUCCCGGCCGUCCAAGCUCAAUAUCGAUUCAAUGCGUCGCCCAAGCUCAUACUUCUUGACGAGGAUGGUAACGAGAAGGAAACAGUCAGGAUUGACAAUUGGAAAAUGGAGCAUAUCGAGCAGUUCUUAGAACAGAAAGUGAAACCGAAGCAUACCGAGAUCUAAUCCGGUGUCAAUUAGAAGACAUUUUUUGGUAAUGAGAUUUUCGACAGGAGUUCUCUGUGAAUCUAAAGCUGCGGUGAAACA
Molecule: messenger RNA, 587 nt
Organism: Selaginella moellendorffii
Lineage: Eukaryota; Viridiplantae; Streptophyta; Lycopodiopsida; Selaginellales; Selaginellaceae
Product: selenoprotein F
Exons: 4
Coding region: 45-506 (153 amino acids)
Cellular component (GO): endoplasmic reticulum lumen
Molecular function (GO): oxidoreductase activity
Source: RefSeq, a predicted model, not a curated record